AUGUCCUUUAAUAUAAAAGAAAAAGGAGGUGGAGGUGAAGGUGGAUCUAAUAUUAAUAAUUUAAUCAAUAAUAAUAAUAAUAGUAAUAUUUUUAAUAAUACAAAUAUAAAAAAUACAAAUAAUAGUAACAACAAUAGUAAUAAUGGUUCAAAUAUAACUACCAGGGUUAAUACCACUACCAGGGUUAACAAUAAUGAUACCAAUAAUAAUAAUAACAAUAAAAACAAAAAUAACAAUAAUAAUAAUAAUAAUAAUAAUAAUAACAAUAAUAAUAAUAAUAACAAUAACAAUAAUAAUGUAAAUGUUAUUUCAAAACAAUUUGAUUGGUUAUUUAUUGGUGAUCCAUUAGUAGAUAGUUUAAAGGUAUUAAAAGAAGAAAAAUCACACGAUUUAAUAUUAUUGGAAGCAUCACUAGAGGACAUCGAUAGUCAAAUUAAAGCAUUCAAAGAGAAAAGAGAUACGAUAGUAAAAGGUAUUGAAAAAACAACCCUUGAAAAUAAUAAACUUAGUAAUGAAAUCGCCCAUUGUAAAUCAACAGUUUAUUCAAAAUGGAAAUCAAUAUCUGAUAGAUAUCAAUUAAAUCCAAAUCUACAAAAUCAUACACAUAUAAAUACUCAUAAAUUUAUAAAUACAAAUACUAUAACAAAUAAUACAAAUAAUAAUAAUAAUAAUAAUAAUAAUAAUAAUAAUAAUAAUAAUAAUAAUAAUAAUAAUAAUAAUAAUAAUAAUAAUAAUAAUAAUAAUAAUAUAAACUAUUCAAAUUUAUUAAAUUAUAGUUGUAAUAAUAUAAAUAAUAUAAAUAAUAACAAUAAUAUAAUUAAUGAUGAUAUUAAUAUUAAUGAUAGUAAUAAUAGUAUACAAAAUGCGAUAAAUACUUUUAAUUCUAUUAAUAGUAGUAAUGAUAAUAUUUAUAAUAAUAAUAAUAAUAAUAAUAAUAAUAAUAAUAAUAAUAAUAAUAAUAAUAAUAAUAAUAAUAAUAAUAAUAAUAAUAAUAAUAAUAAUAAUAAUAAUAAUAAUAAUAUUAACAAUAAUAAUACUAAUAAUAAUAAUAAUGUAUAUAGUAAUAGUAGUGAAAAUUGUAAUAAUAAUAUAUAUAUAAAUAAUUUUAAUAAUUUUAAUAUGGAAGGUGAUAACGAAGAGAGUAGUGAUAGUGAUAUGUCACCAUGUCCACAUCAUGUACCACCAUCGAAUACAUUUGUAAUACCAGAUAAUGUAAAUAGUGUGAAUACAUCUAAAAUCAUAUCUACGAUGGAACCAUUUUCAUUGUUUCAAUUAUUACCAUUAGAAGUAAUGGUAAUGAUAUUUGAAAAUCUUUCAUUCCAUGAUGUCCAUUAUUGUGUUUCAUUGGUAUGUAGACAAUGGCAUAGUUAUACAUUUGCCGAUUCCAUUUGGAAGAAUCUAUUCUAUGUUAAAUGGAAUACCUUUGAUAUUCAUCAUCAAAGUGAAUCAAAGUCAUUGAAAACAUUACCACCAUCAUUUUGGCCAAAUUCAACCUUAUCUUCAUCACAACCACCUUUACAACAAUAUCAACAACAACAGCAAUUAUCAAAUUUACCAUCAUCAAUAAUUUUACCAUCUUAUAAUGGUUUAAAAGAUAAUGAAAUUAAUAUUAAUAAUAAUAAUACUAAUAAUAAUAAUAAUAGUAAUAAUAGUAUUAUUAAUAACAUUGAAGAAGAUGAUGAAAAUAUUAAUAAUAAUAAUAAUAGCUUUAAUAAUAAAAGAAUAAGAAUUGAUUGGAGAGAAUUAUUUAGAAAAAGACAAAAAAUUGAAAAUAAUUGGAAUAGAGGUAUUCAUUCAACUAUACAUUUACCAGGUCAUUCAGAUUGGAUAACUUGUAUGCAAUUUGAUGGAAGGAAUUUAGUUACAGGAAGUUGGGAUUCUUCAUUAAAACUUUGGAAUAUUGAAACAGGUGAAUGUUUAGUAUUUUCAAAUAAAGAUAAGGAUGGCCAUAGUUCUGGUAUAACCUGUGUAACCGUUCGAGGUAAUAAAUUAAUUAGUGGAAGUUCCGAUUCAACUUUGAGGGUUUGGGAUAUGACAACCGGUCAAUGUCUAUUAAUAUUACAAGGUCAUAAUGAUGGUGUUAGUUGUUUAUGUAUGAUCGAUGAUACUAUAUUGGCAAGUGGUUCUUUGGAUCAUUCAAUUAAUCUUUGGUCAAUUGAAACCGGUCAAUUGUUACAUUCAUUUACAAAUAAUACUUCAGGUAUCUCUUGUUUGUUCUACAAGAAUAAUCUUUUGAUCAAUGGUACUAUGGGCGGUGCUUUAAAUGUUUUCGAUAUACCAUCAAGAAUCUUAUUGACAACAUUUCAUGGCCAUAGUGAUAGAGUCACUUCAAUUCAAUGGUGGGAUGGUCCUGAAGGUCCAAGAAUUAUUAGUUCCUCUUGGGAUUAUACUCUAAGAGUUUGGAAUUUAUACACUGGUAAAACUACAAAUCUUUUGGCUGGUCAUACUUUUAGAGUUAGAUGUACUCAAGUUAGUGGAAAUAUUUUAGCAAGUGGCUCUUGGGAUACUACCGUAAAAAUUUGGGAUUUACUCACUGGAAGAUGUAUUCAUACCUUAUUUGGUCAUAGUUUUAAUGUUUGGUCCAUUCAAUUCGAAGGUAAUCGUUUGGUUUCCGCUGGUUGGGAUAAAAAAGUUAAAAUUUGGGAUAUGACAACUGGUAAAGAAUUAUAUUCAUUGGAUGGCCAUACCGAAUCUAUCAUUUGUAUUCAAUUUAAAGGUAGUAAAUUGGUUUCUGCUGCAAAAGAAAUUAUUGUUUAUGAUUUUGAUUCUUAA
Dictyostelium discoideum AX4 is the source of this 2772-nucleotide messenger RNA. RefSeq lists its product as hypothetical. The transcript has a single exon. Bases 1 to 2772 code for a protein of 923 amino acids. The record is from RefSeq and is a predicted model, not a curated record. Lineage: Eukaryota; Evosea; Eumycetozoa; Dictyosteliales; Dictyosteliaceae.